AGAGUAAUGAAACAACACAUUCGAGAUGUUUCAUUUAUUUUACAACUAAAAUAUAGAAAUAUUUUGUAUUUGAAAUUUAAUUUAUUUUAUUUUUAAAUUUAAUAGUAUAUUUGUCGCCUAUUGUUGCGAGCUAGUUGUGAUUGCAACUGUAACGUUUAGUGCCAAUGUUAAGCGUAUAUCAUAUGUUAUGUUAACUCUAAUUGCGUUCACAGUUCUCACAUUUCUUUACCGUUACGUGGUGUUUUGCAUUACGUGUCUGACUUUGCUAUUACGUAGGUACGUAAGUACCGUUGUGCAUUGCAUUUCGCUACAAAAUGCCCAAAUAUUGUGUGAAAAGUUGCAGUUGAUAAAUUCAAAUGUUUUGUUUUGCAUUUGCAUUUGCUGUUGUUGCCGUUGUUGUUGUUACUGCCGUACACGUUGUCAGGGCUUGGACAGGGCAAAAUGGAACAGGAGAUUGGUACCUGGGACUCAGUUCUGCUAGAAAACCUGUCCGAGGACAGCUUCAUAAGCAACAUACAUCAGCGUUACAAGCGCGAUCAUAUAUAUACCUACAUUGGAACUUCUGUUGUGGCUUUAAAUCCAUAUCAUCACAUAUCUGAGCAUUCUUUGGAUAAUAUUCGCAACUAUGGCAAUAAAGGCAUUUUUCAGUUGCCACCACACAUAUAUGGGCUCACCAAUUUGGCUUAUCAGUCUCUUAAGGAUCAGAGCGAGGACCAGUGCGUGUUGCUCACUGGUGAAGGAGGCGCUGGCAAAACGGAGACGUUUAAAAUGAUUGUCAAUUUUCUAACACACAUACAGGACCGAGGGGUGUGCUCUGGAACUCCUAAUGCACUUCGUAAACAGUCCUCGACUAGCUCAACGAGCGGAAUGGUUAUGCAUGCUCAUCGGCGUGCUUCCAGCAGUUGCUCUGGUACCGCCAAUUUUAUCAUUUGUAAAAACAGUGCAGCUUCAGCUCCAAGUCAAGGCAGCGCGUGCAACUCCCGACGCCAGUCACCUUCACCGGGGCCAGGCCCGUCACAGCGCUCACGUACGCGUGCGGAGAGUAUCGAACGUCAAGUCAGACGUAAUAUGCGUGAAAAAAUCGUUGAUUUUGAUUUUUCGCAUCACAAGAGCUCAGAAAAUAUAAGCACGCUGCUGGAAUCAGCCGCUGCACAUGCUCAUUUGCAUCCAACGAAAUCAUGCUUUAAGCACCAACAAACUCAAGUAAGCACCUGCACUGCCACUUAUGGGCCCACGGCCGCAACGCCCUCGAAAACGGGCUCAUCCAGCACAUCACCUAAAUAUUUGCAUGGCGGCUGUCGUCAGUGUGGCCACAGCAAAUGCACCCGCGCUCAGAGCUUAGAGAAAAAUGAACGUGAAGCCGCUCUUAUAUUGCUGCGGGGCAGCAAUAAUCGUCUUUCCACCGCCCACCAACUGCAGCAACCACAGCGCGGUAGCUGCUCGAAUCUGGUACGACAGCAUUCAACCGAAAGCCAAUCGGAGAGACAGAUGUCCAUGGGAUCCACGCAACGUAUAUCGCUGUACGAUGCUCAUAAGCUAAGUAAAGUUCUCGGGAGUAACACUGUCUCGCCCACGCCGUCUGCUAGCUCCUCGCUGCAUCGACGCCACAAGUCACCUAAUCAGCGGCUGCGUGAGUGCGUCACCUGCGCGGAUGUCUUCCUUGAGGCCAUGGGCAAUGCCUGCACACUAAAGAAUAACAACUCAAGUAGAUAUGGUAAACUGUUUGAUAUUGAAAUCGACUUCAAGGGUGAUCCUAUGGGCGUUCACAUAACUCACUAUAUGCUGGAAAAGACACGCAUCACGGAUACUAUCGUUGGCGAGCGCAAUUUUCACAUUUUUUAUCAAUUGCUAUUAGGUGCUGAUCUUCAACUGCUGAAAUCUCUAAAGCUUUUUCGUAAUGUGGAGAAAUAUGAGUUGCUCCGAAAUACGAGUGCCAUGGAAGAGGAUCGUGCCAAUUUUCAUUACACUAAGCGCUCUCUGGAUGUUCUCGGCUUGGGCUGUGAUGAGAUUAACUCAAUUUUUCGAGUUAUUGCGGUUGUCUUAAAGUUGGGCAAUUUUAUUUUUGUGCCAGUAACGAAUAUUGAUGGCACCGAAGGCUGUCAGGUUUCAAAUGUCUACGAGGUUCAAGAGACGGCGCAGCUGCUCAAUUUGGAAGCUCAAAUAUUAAUCAAUUGUCUGACGAGAGCGAACAGUACGAGCAGUACACAGGAGGAUGUGGGUUGUGAAAUGGACGCCAGACAGGCAGCCAGCAAUCGCAAUACACUUUGUCGUACGCUCUACAGUCGUCUAUUUACUUGGCUGGUGAAUAAAAUUAAUGAAACAUUGAAGUCUACGCAGCGAGAAAAGAAUCUCGCUUUGUUAGAUUUUUAUGGUUUUGAAGUUUUGGAUCAUAACUCUUUUGAGCAAUUUGCUAUUAACUACAGUGCCGAGAAAAUACAUCAGAACUUUGUUUUUAAUGUGUUGCGCUUCGAACAGGAACUGUAUAUACGUGAGGGUUUGGAAUGGUCACGCAUCGAUUAUUUUGACAACGAGUCCAUAUGUGAGCUAAUUGAUAAGCCCAGCUAUGGCAUCCUUAGUUUAAUUAACGAAUCACAUCUAAAUAACAACGAGGCGUUGCUGCUGCGUAUACAGCAAUGUUGCGCAGGGCAUCCCAAUUUUAUGACAAGUGGCAGCAAUUCCAUGUGCUUUCAAAUUCGCCACUUUGCUAACGUUGUUAACUAUUCCAUUCAUCGUUUUUUGGAGAAAAAUUCAGAUAUGCUGCCAAAGUAUAUAAGCGCUGGCUUUUACCAGAGCCAACUACCGUUAGUGCAAAGUCUAUUCCCGGAGGGCAAUCCCCGUCGACAGACUAGCAAAAAGCCAACCACGCUUAGCACCAAUAUACGCACGCAGCUGCAAACGCUGUUGGCCAUUGUGAAGCAUCGUCGUGCCCAUUAUGUGUUCUGCAUUAAGCCCAACGAGUGCAAGCAGUCCCAUCACUUUGACUUGGCCUUAGUGCAGCAUCAAGUGCGCUACAUGUCGCUUAUGCCGCUCGUGCAUUUGUGCCGCACUGGACACUGCUUCCAUUUGCCGCAUGUCAAAUUCUUUCAACGCUAUAAGCUGCUCAAUAGUUUGACUUGGCCGCACUAUCACGGUGGCAGCCAAGUAGAGGGCAUUGCUCUGAUCAUAAGAAAUUUGCCGUUGCCCUCGGCCGAGUUUACUCUCGGCACCAAAAAUGUGUUCGUGCGCAGUCCGCGCACUGUCUACGAGCUGGAACAGUUUCGUCGACUACGGAUCUCCGAGCUGGCCGUCCUCAUACAGAAGAUGUUUCGUAUGUAUCAUGCCAGAAAGAAUUAUAGGCGCAUGCGACACAGCCAAAUGGUCAUCUCGAGUGCCUGGCGCACGUGGCGUGAGUGCCGUUUUGGCAUUCCCUUCACGGGCCGUAGGCAUUUGUGGAGUUUAUAUCGCGUUGCCCGUGAGGAGUAUCGUACUUUGAAGUACAAGCGCCAAGUAAAAUGGGCCGUCGAUGUGAUUGCGCGAAACUAUCACCAGUGGAAGAUUCGACAAUAUUUGCUCACCAUUCCGUUGCGCCUGCCACCCAACACAUUGAGUCCGCUCUCGUCAGAGUGGCCAACGGCUCCUGGCUUCCUGUCAGAUGCUUCCCGUCUGUUGCGAGCCAUCUAUCAUCGCUGGAAAUGUUAUAUAUAUCGCAAUUCGUUCGAUCAAACGGCACGCAAUCGCAUGAGAGAAAAGGUUACAGCCAGCAUUAUUUUUAAGGAUCGCAAGGCUUCCUAUGCGCGCAGUGUGGGUCAUCCUUUUGUGGGCGAUUAUGUGCGACUGCGGCAUAAUCAACAAUGGAAAAAGAUAUGUGCUGAAACCAAUGAUCAGUAUGUGGUUUUUGCCGAUAUCAUAAACAAGAUAGCGCGCUCCAGUGGCAAGUUCGUACCGAUAUUGCUGGUGCUGUCCACGUCAUCGCUGCUCUUACUCGACCAGCGAACUCUGCAAAUCAAGUACAGAGUCCCUGCCUCGGAGAUUUAUCGCAUGUCUCUAAGCCCUUAUCUGGAUGAUAUUGCUGUGUUUCACGUGAAAGCGUCUGAGUUUGGCCGGAAGAAAGGUGAUUUUGUGUUCCAAACAGGCCAUGUUAUUGAAAUAGUUACCAAAAUGUUUCUGGUCAUACAAAAUGCGACGGGCAAGCCCCCAGAGAUACACAUAAGCACAGAAUUUGAAGCGAAUUUCGGUCAACAAACGGUUAUCUUCUCAUUUAAAUACGGCGGCUUAUCCGAUUUGGCACAAGGGCCGCCAAAAGUCACGCGCAAGGCAAAUCGUAUGGAAAUCAUUGUAUGAUGAUGAAGACUUUGGCAUGAUCAGAGGUUCCGGUCAGAUAGGAACUCAAGUUUUAAACAAAUAUUUUUUUCCAAACAAUACUUUUUUAAGUCUCUUGACUUGGUCCCAGGGACCAAAAACCAAAAAUCAAUUUUAGCAAUAUUUACAUACACUCAAAUCCAAACACUACCACAUACCCACACACACACACACACACACACACACACACUGACUUAAAUAUAAUAUAAUUUUGCUCACAACUGACAAUCAGUCUCAUGAAUUCGAUGUCAAAACUGUGCCAAAAUGGGAAAAAAAAACAAGAGAAGCAGUUAUAGCUAAUUUUAAACAGCACCAUUUCUUUGAUAUAUUUAAGUACUAACUAACGAAAUGAACAACUGAAUUUAUUUAACUAAUUUCUCAAACUAGGUUUAAUUGUAAGUCAAGCACCAAGUCGAUUAACAUUGCAACAAACAACUACGUUAGGAACGUGGCACAGAGAAGCGUUAGACAUUUUACACAAAAUACGAUACUUACGAUAUUUCCGUUAUAGAAACCAAGGCAUUUCUCUUACAUUUAAGGUUUCAUACACAAUAAUUAGUGAACUAAUGCUAGAGAACUCAGCAAGCAUAUAUAGCUCUAUAUACCAAACACAAUAUAAAUCUGCGCCUCAAAAACUAGUGAAAGAGAUGGGGGAAUAAUAAUAUUAAAAAACAAAAAACAAAAAAAAAA
Molecule: messenger RNA, 5028 nt
Organism: Drosophila mojavensis
Lineage: Eukaryota; Metazoa; Arthropoda; Insecta; Diptera; Drosophilidae
Gene: Myo95E
Product: unconventional myosin-Ia
Exons: 18
Coding region: 442-4320 (1292 amino acids)
Biological process (GO): vesicle transport along actin filament; actin filament organization
Cellular component (GO): vesicle; myosin complex; actin cytoskeleton
Molecular function (GO): actin filament binding; ATP binding; microfilament motor activity
Source: RefSeq, a predicted model, not a curated record